Molecule: messenger RNA, 1130 nt
Organism: Sinocyclocheilus grahami
Lineage: Eukaryota; Metazoa; Chordata; Actinopteri; Cypriniformes; Cyprinidae
Product: CD81 antigen-like
Exons: 5
Coding region: 6-548 (180 amino acids)
Source: RefSeq, a predicted model, not a curated record
UGUAAAUGUGGGGCAGAGCUCGGCACGGGACACGGACAUCUCUCUCCCUCUCUUUUUCUGGUUCAGUGCGUUUAUAUAAGCACACGAGGUCGUGGGUAGUCUCUCAGAGUGGAUCCGGACUGCCUGCAAAUCGACUCAAAUCCAUCUGUGAAACAGACUCAUCAUCUUCCUCCAGACCAGCAUCUUUUCAGCAGCUUCGACGAUAUCAAGCCAUGGCUGUUACCGGCUGCUCUCAGUGCAUCAAAUAUAUGCUCUUCUUCUUAAACUUCAUUUUCUGGCUGGCUGGUGGUGUGAUUUUGGGUGUAGCUUUAUGGCUUCGCCAUGACAGUCAAACCAGCAACCUCCUAAUGCUGCAGUUUGAGGGGAGUCAAGCACCAGGAACCUUUCAUAUCAUUGCAUCAAGUUGCCACACGAAGCUAAGGGACCUGUUCACUGAGAAACUCCAUGUCAUUGGAUUGGCCGCCCUAGUGAUUGCUGUCAUUAUGGUUUUUGAGAUGAUCUUUACCAUGGUCCUCUGCUGUGCAAUCCGCAAUGCUCCUGCAUAUUGAGUUGCUGGAUGAUGACCAGCCUGAUCAACAAUGUUUGAUUUUGCUAGUGAUGGGCAGGAGGCCAUUUCACUUUUGCCUUUCCUCUCUUUUCAAGUUCAAGUGUCCACACACUGAACAUUGAUCCCUGUGUUUGUAGAGAGGACUUCCUAUGUGAAUACAUCAGAAUACAACACCAAGGGCUAUUAUAAAUAAACCAGUAACCAAUAUCAGGGAGGAGGAAGAAUGUGAUUGACAGUAAUAUGGAUAACUUUGCCUUUAUGUUGUAUUGUUUUACUUUUAUUUAAUCAUUUUAUUAAAUUUGCUCUUAUGGUCUAUUGUUCAACUUUUAGUAAUAAAAGUGCUUCAACACACUCUUUAAGCGUGUGUGUGUGCUUGUUUGUGAAGUAAAUCAUUGUUAUGUUUAUAGAGAGAUAAACGUAACCUAUGAAUCCAUUAUGCAACAAGUCAGUUUGUGUCUUCUGAGAAUGCAUAUCGUACAUUAGACUUUACCUGCCCAUAAUGAUGAUGUCAUGAUAAUCCAGUGAUUACCCACAUGAAACAAAUCAAACUUUACCCAAUGAGCCUGUGGUAUUUUAAUUUUGU